AUGGGAUUGCUAGACAGACUUUCAGACUUGCUUGGCUUGAAGAAUAAGGAAGUUCAUGUUUUGUGCCUUGGCCUGGAUAAUAGUGGCAAAACAACAAUCAUUAACAAACUUAAACCCUCAAAUGCUCAAUCACAAGAUAUAGUUCCAACAAUAGGAUUCAGCAUAGAGAAAUUUCAGUCGUCCAGUUUGCCUUUUACAGUGUUUGACAUGUCAGGUCAAGGAAGGUACAGAAAUCUCUGGGAACACUAUUAUAAAGACAGACAAGCCAUUAUUUCUGUCAUUGAUAGUAGUGAUAGAUUAAGAAUGGUUGUGGCCAAAGAAGAACUUGAUACUCUUCUGAAUCAUCCAGAUAGUAAGCACCACCGAAUACCGAUCUUAUUCUUUGCAAACAAGAUGGAUCUUAGAGAUGCAGUGACAUCUGUAAAAGUGUCUCAGUUGCUGUGUUUAGAGAAUAUCAAAGAUAAGCCAUGGCAUAUUUGUGCUAGUGAUGCCAUAAAAGGAGAAGGAUUGCAAGAAGUACAAAAUGAGAUUCUCAUUAAUGUAGAGUUGCCUCAAAUAUAAAAAGGACGUGAUGAUUAAAACACUGAACAUAAUUUAACAAAAAACUGAUACCCUGUAACUACUUUAGGAGGAUGGAGAAAGGGUGUUUUAAAAGAAUUAAAAUCCUCAUCUACCAUAAGAUAACAGUAACAAUAACAGCUGUUGCUAUAUUUUUAACAUAUACAGAGGUCUGCAUCAUUUAAUCCUCACAGUAACCUUACAUGGUAGGUUCUAUUAUUUGUUUUGUCUUAUAAACAAGAAACUGGGACCUAAAAGCGGUAUGUUCCCUCUAUACCCCUGGGUCAGGAGACUAGGAUGGGGUAAGGAGAAUGUCAGAGAAAAGGAAGGGACUGCUAUUUUUUCUUUGUUUAAGUCAGUUAAUACUUCAUAUUUUUAAACUCUGGGCAUAAAUGACUAUGAUCAAAAUAAUUCAUAAAAGCUAUGUUGAUAUUAAGUUAAUUAGUAUUCCACAAACUGUAGUAACUCACAUCAAGCAAAUAAUUAGAAGUACCGACUUUUUCCUUUUUUCCCUGAUCUCCCAAUCUACUUUAUAGUCUAUAAAACACCUGUUCCCACUAAACAUUCCCAUGUAAAGAUUAGGUAGAAGCAAGCUGAGUAUAGUAGUCACAGGAUGCCAUAUAAAUAUGUAUAAGCUGAGGUUAUUGCAUUUAUUAUUAUUUAACACAUUUAUUUAACAUUAUGCAAUUAAAAUUUAUUGCCUUAAAGCUCAAACAAGUGUUUUUUCAUAUUUAGACACUGUAUUACAAAAUUUAAUUCAUUAAGCUCUACAUUGCAACAUAAACACCUCAUAAAAUGUUCAAAAUGUAUACUGUAUGUUUUGCA
This is a messenger RNA of Manis pentadactyla (Chinese pangolin), 1383 nucleotides long. RefSeq names its product ADP-ribosylation factor-like protein 6. Gene Ontology annotation, cellular component: axoneme; cytoplasm. The coding region runs from base 1 to 561 and encodes 186 amino acids. The record is from RefSeq and is a predicted model, not a curated record. Lineage: Eukaryota; Metazoa; Chordata; Mammalia; Pholidota; Manidae. Gene Ontology annotation, molecular function: GTPase activity; GTP binding. Gene Ontology annotation, biological process: vesicle-mediated transport; protein localization to cilium; intracellular protein transport. The transcript has 2 exons.